AGGUCUAUGCGCUUUAUCCCGCAGUAUACGGUGUUAAAUCGCACGGAAUGCAGAUAACUUGCUUUUCCACUUGGCAAAAUGAAACAUUAGUUUUCCAAAUGGCGGUCAGCGUUGUUUCCUCGUCACAUAACUAAAUAACAGCACUGGAUGCACGCAAUGACCGGAGCUUAAUCGGAAAUACACUCUCAUACACGCAUCUCGCACUUAUCGAUCGUUACUAUCCCUUCAUCGUUCGGAAAUACCGCGACUCCUACUUCGCGAAGAUAAAACCAUACUUCUCGGGGAAAAAGAAGUGAGAGAGGCGCGCAAGCGCCGAGGAAACCUUCUGUUGUCCUCCGUCGUGACCUUUCCGCUCAAUAGCUGGCGAGCGUUCGAGUCACGACCAUGUCGCACUCGUUCCGCGUGUUCCCCAAGCACAACGUCCUUUACGAGCAAGAUAGCGAGUACAGCAUUCAGCUGAAUCGCUGGUUCCUCAAGCCGAUCGGCGCUUGGCCCGACGAUGCCAACCAACCGGUCAGCCUUGCGAAAAAACUGCUGUCCCGCUGCAUCCAAUUCAUUUGCCACUCUCUGAUCGCCUUCACGGUGGUGCCAUGCGCGCUUUACAUCAUGUUCGAACCAGACGUCCACCUGAAGCUGAAGGCCUUCGGCCCGAUGAUACACUGGCUGAUGGGUGGUAUGAAUUAUUGCUCGCUGCUGCUGCGUAGCUACGAGAUACGCAAAUGCGUAGACCACAUGCGGGCCGAUUGGCGGCUCGUGAAGGGUACACACGAUCGGGAGGUGAUGCUGAGGAAUGCCAAAUUCGGACGAUUCGUGUCCACCUUCUGCGUGAUCUUCAUGCAGGGUGGCGUCUGUUCCUACAGUAUCAUAACCAGUUUCACCCCGGCGAUCGUGCGCAUCGACAAUAUCACCAUCGCGAUGCACCAACUGCCAUGUCCGUUCUAUACGGAACUGGUGGACGCCAGAUACAGUCCGACGAACGAGAUCGUGCUCGGCCUCCAACUGCUCUCGACCUUCAUAGUGAACACCGUCACGGUGGGUGCGUGCAGCCUUGCCGCGGUCUUCGCCAUGCACGCCUGCGGCCAGCUGAACAUCCUGAUGUUGAGACUGGACGAGCUCGUCGACGUGUCUUCGGCGAAGGACGAGUACGAGAGCACGCGCCGGAAACUGGCUGCCAUCGUGGAGCAUCAUCUACGUGCAUUGAGUUUCGUGUCGCAGAUAGAAACGAUUAUGCAUCAAAUAUGUCUCGUCGAGCUGUUGGGCUGCACGACAGAUAUAUGUAUGCUCGGAUAUUACACAAUCACGGAGUGGGAACUGCACGACACGAAAAAUUUGCUCACGUACUUCACUAUAUUUAUAGCCAUGUCAUGCAACAUUUUCAUAUUUUGCUACAUCGCUGAAAUUCUCACGGACCAGUGUCAAAAAGUAGGUGAUGUCGCAUACAUGACAGAUUGGUACCAAUUGCAUCAUAAAAUUGCGAUCGAUUUGAUCUUAAUAAUCUCGCGAUCGAACACCGUUAUAAAGAUAACAGCCGGAAAAAUGAUUCAACUGUCUAUCGCAACUUUUGGAGACGUAAGUCUGUCCGGUAACACAUAUAUUAACGCUUUUAUAGUAACUAAAUUUGUAUGAUGGCGAACUUGUGUGUCUGCAGUCUUCCGCAAUUUCUGCUCGAAAUUUUGCUGUGUCACGUUAUCACUAAAGAUCCUUUAAUUACCGCCGAAACAAUUAUGCUACUUGAAAUUUUCAGAUGCUAAUACGCACGUAGAAUUUUAGAAAAGACAUUGUUACAGAAAAAUUCACAAAAUUGUUAACACAGAUCUGUCAAUCGUGAUUAUUUCAGGUGAUGAAAACAGCAUUUGCGUAUUUAAAUAUACUCAGAACAG
Molecule: messenger RNA, 1880 nt
Organism: Harpegnathos saltator (Jerdon's jumping ant)
Lineage: Eukaryota; Metazoa; Arthropoda; Insecta; Hymenoptera; Formicidae
Product: odorant receptor 22b
Exons: 4
Coding region: 385-1626 (413 amino acids)
Biological process (GO): sensory perception of smell; detection of chemical stimulus involved in sensory perception of smell
Cellular component (GO): plasma membrane
Molecular function (GO): odorant binding; olfactory receptor activity
Source: RefSeq, a predicted model, not a curated record